CUGGUGGCAGAGCAGUUGACACUGAUGGAUGUGGAGCUCUUCAAGACAGUGAGGCCCCACGAAUUCCUGGACUCCAUCUGGUCCCAGUGUGACAACAGGGGCAAUGAGCACCUGGCACCGACCAUCCAUGCCACCAUGACCCACUUUAACAGAGUGGUCGAAUGUAUCGUCACCACCUGCAUUGGGGACCCGAGCAUGACGGCCCAGGUCAGGGCCAGGGUGGUGGAGCUCUGGAUCCAGGUGGCCAAGGUAAGAUGUGGGAGGCCCUGGGAGCCCCUCUCUGGAGUCGGGGGAACUGCCCCUUCUCCUUUCUCAGCUCUCAUGUUUGAAGUCCGUGGUCUGAGCCUUUGCACAAUCCUUAGGCCCCUCCUGCCAGGCCUCGAUGACCUGACUCCUGGUCCCAGUGGUGGGAAGCUCACCCCUUCCUGGGCUCCUUUCUUGGCUUGAGCUGAA
Diceros bicornis minor is the source of this 453-nucleotide messenger RNA. Its product is annotated as ral-GDS-related protein-like. Gene Ontology annotation, cellular component: plasma membrane. Gene Ontology annotation, molecular function: guanyl-nucleotide exchange factor activity. The transcript is spliced from 2 exons. The record is from RefSeq and is a predicted model, not a curated record. Gene Ontology annotation, biological process: positive regulation of GTPase activity; Ras protein signal transduction. Bases 25 to 447 code for a protein of 140 amino acids. NCBI's taxonomy places the organism in Eukaryota, Metazoa, Chordata, Mammalia, Perissodactyla, Rhinocerotidae.